Molecule: messenger RNA, 1033 nt
Organism: Neoarius graeffei (lesser salmon catfish)
Lineage: Eukaryota; Metazoa; Chordata; Actinopteri; Siluriformes; Ariidae
Gene: tagln2
Product: transgelin 2
Exons: 5
Coding region: 144-746 (200 amino acids)
Molecular function (GO): protein binding
Source: RefSeq, a predicted model, not a curated record
CAACACUCCCACCUCACUGAGUGGACUUUGAGUUCUCAAUAAGAGGAAGUAGACAGCUCUGACACACACACACACACACUCACACACUCGCUGAGGAGGCACCCGCCUGUGCAUCAGGAACUUUUUUCCACUUACACAGCGUGAUGGCAAACAAGGGUCCUUCAUAUGGUUUAUCCCGUGAGGUUCAGAGUAAGAUUGACAAGAAAUACGACCCCGAGCUGGAGGAGCGGCUUGUUGAGUGGAUCGUGGCUCAGUGUGGCCCAUCGGUGGGAAGACCAGAACCCGGCAAACAGGGCUUCCAGACAUGGCUCAAAGAUGGAUGUGUCUUGUGUGAGCUCAUUAACAGCCUCUGUCCGGACUCAAAACCAGUGAAGAAGGUGCAGAAGUCCCCCAUGGCCUUCAAGCAGAUGGAGCUGAUCGCACAGUUCCUUGGAGCUGCUGAGAAAUACGGAAUCACCAAAAGCGACAUGUUCCAGACGGUGGACCUCUGGGAGGGUAAAGACUUGGCAGCAGUUCAAAUGACCCUGAUGUCACUGGGAAGUUUGGCAGUUACCAAGUGCGACGGCUGUUACCAUGGUGACCCUCAGUGGUUUCAUAAGAAAGCGCAGGAGAACAAGCGGGAGUUCACGGAUGAGCAGAUGAAGGAGGGUCAGAGCGUCAUCGGCCUGCAGAUGGGCUCCAACAGAGGAGCAUCUCAGGCAGGAAUGACUGGCUACGGACGACCCCGGCAGAUCAUCAACAACUGAAGUCCGUGAUUUCUGACCUACCACGCACUCAGUUAUAACUACUCAGUCAUUGGAAAACAAAGUGGACAGUCGCAGGGACCAAAAGACAAACACGCAUUAUCACUUUACGUCAUAUUAAACGUACAGUAAUGCAGUCAUGAAGACGUGAACAUGUGAUACAUUCCAUGCAAACAGAAACUCAUCUCAAAUUAGCCUCAUGUUAAUAUGCAGCCGUAAUCUCAGCAUCUUUGUGCAGUGUAUAUUGAUUUUCAAUAGAUGAUUUUGCAAAUAAACGUUGUACACCUCAA